Messenger RNA from Aspergillus wentii DTO 134E9, 802 nucleotides. RefSeq lists its product as uncharacterized. The coding region runs from base 187 to 630 and encodes 147 amino acids. The record is from RefSeq and is a predicted model, not a curated record. The transcript has a single exon. NCBI's taxonomy places the organism in Eukaryota, Fungi, Ascomycota, Eurotiomycetes, Eurotiales, Aspergillaceae.
GCAAAUCAUUCUCUUAUUUACCAGAAAAUCGAACACAAACUAUAUACAUUCAAUAUAUAUAUACAGUCCUUGUACGUUGCCCCAAUACAAGAUGGAUAGUCUUACUCAUGUUCAUCUUAUGAUCUCACAGCAGCAUUGGAUAAAUACCUCUCGUGACUUAGCAAAACCAAUACCCAACCUUACGACAUGAGCUUUCAACUCUCUAUAGCAAUCUUUGGCUCAGGUAUCUCCGAGCCUGCCCACUGGGGAUUCUGCAUCCAUAUUCCAGGGGAAAUGGAGGGCGAGCUCCUCCAUGUUAGGGUGAUUGAUGUGCGACUCAAUAUAUUCCAAUUCGAGCCUCGGAUCCCACACGAUUUGGAAUCCCAGACUGCGUUUGGCCUGUGCAAAUUAAGAAACCUCAAUUCAGCGGAGCGCUCCAAGGUGGCUUCAAUACUGGCACAGGAGCCGGCACCAAGGGGUGGAAAGGAAAAUUGCCAGAAUUGGGUGGUAGACGCGUUGGUCGCACUGGAAGUGGAAGAGCUCGUCCCAGACGGAACGGCAGAUAUUUGGAAUUCAAGGAUUGGCAAGGAAUCUGAUGACAUCAAAGCAGAUGUUGAGGAUGACUACUGGUUCCCAUUAAAUGAGAGGUGAAUGUUAUUAUACAGGAGAGUAGCGCAUCAUUGACAGAUCAACCUCCUCCAUCAUCUUGUGUUCUUCUGGAAAGUAGGGAAUGGAAGAAUGGAUGAUAUCAACCCACUCUUUGCCCGUAGCAAUCCGCCUAGCAGCAAAGAACUCCCUCUCUGCGAGACUGUACCCAGCCUCA